AUCGUUAAUCAGCGCCUCCAGCAUCGCCCAUCACCUCCUGCACUGCACCCUUCCUCUCGUCUCACAGCGGUGCUGAUCGGCGCGGACCUCUGGGUGGAAGUGAGGCUACUGCUGCUACUGCUGCAUCUGCUGCUGCCGCUACUGCUGCUGCUACUGCUGCCGCUACUGCCUCUGCUGCGGACGGAGACGAACAACGGAGAUGGGAGACGGCGGAAACCGUGUCUUCAAGAAAACGAGCCCCAAUGGCAAGAUCACGCUUUACCUGGGCAAGCGCGACUACGUCGACCACGUUGAUCACGUGGACCCCAUAGAUGGGAUCGUCAUCCUUGAUCCGGAGUAUCUUAAGGAACGCAAAGCCUACGUGCAGAUGACGUGCGCGUUCCGCUACGGACGCGACGACCUGGACGUGCUGGACAUGACGUUCCGCAAGGAAAUCUACGUGAGCACCAUGCAGGUGUUCCCGCCGCUGCCCGAGGACAAGAAGCCGCUCACUCAGCUGCAGGAGCGACUCGUGAAGAAGACCGGCGACAACAGCUUCCCGUUCGUAUUCGAGCUUCCACAAAAUCUACCGUGCUCCAUCACUCUCCAGCCGGGACCGGAUGACGCUGGCAAGCAAGCCUGCGGCGUGGACUUCGAGGUGAAGGCGUUUUGUGCCGAGAAUCUGGAGGAAAAGAUUCACAAAAGGAACUCCGUGCGACUGCUAAUCCGCAAGGUGCAGUUCGCUCCCGAGCGCUCCGUGCCUCCGCCCAGGGCGGAGACGACGCGCCAGUUCCUCAUGUCGGACAAGCCGCUCCAGCUGGAGGCCUCCCUCAACAAGGAGCUCUACUACCACGGCGAGCCCAUCGAGGUAACGGUGAAUAUCAACAACAGCUCGAGCAAGCACGUGAAGAAGGUGCGGCUAUCGGUGGAGCAGAUCACAGACAUCGUCUUGUACUCCCAGGACAAGUACGCAAAGAGUGUCUGCGUGGAGGAGCCCACGGACACGGUGGGGCCGGCUAGCACCUACUCCAAGGUGUACAGCAUCGUGCCCACGAUGGGCGUGAACGUUCGAGAGAAGAGAGGAGUGGCGCUUGAUGGGAAACUGAAACACGAGGACACCAACCUCGCCUCCACCACCAUGUUGGUGGAGGGCAUGGACAAGGAGAUGCUGGGCAUGCUUGUCAGCUACCAGAUCCGAGUGAUGCUCACCGUGGGACGAGGAGGAAUCUUGGGAGACCUGGCUGCCAGUGAGGUGUUUGUAGACCUGCCCUUCACACUUAUGCAUCCCAAUCCAGUGGAAGGCAGUAAAGAAGGCGACAUCAUCAUCGAGGAUUUUGCUCGCAACACCUGCGACGGCAAGAAAGAGGUGGAGGAUGAGGAGGCGGCCGAGGCCGAGGGGUGACGUCACACCCCCCCCCGUCACGUGACCCCCCCUCCACGUGCUUCGUCAGGACGGCGGUUGGGUUGCCCGUGUGUCGUCACAAUCGAGCCAGCCGUCGAUCAUCAUUAUCUCUGGAGACAAGUCAGCGCAAAGCAAUCACGCGUAUUAUUGUUGUUGUUGUCAUGAAUUAGGAAGCUUAGAUUGUAUUAUUAUUCCGCUGGUGUACUAGGGAAGCCAAGCUGUGUGUGGUAGAGGGCGAUGUUACUGCUGCUGCUGUGACUGUGUGUGAUGUCGCCAUUGAUUAGCUAGCAGGUCAAGCUUUCAGCAUUGGGGGUGUUAUUGGUCAAAAUCACGCAGACGCUGUGUGGAGAACCCGGAGAAAACCCGUGCAGCAGAACAGGGGGGAGGUAGGGGAGGGAACGUACAGACUCCACACAUGAUGGGCGUCAGUCGGGAGUUGAACCCAGGCCCUUCUGGCUUUUCAAUUUCCUCCUGCUACCACGGUUACCGCUGCCGUCAGCUGCUUUACGUAUCGAGAUGCACGCCCAUGUUGAGGUGUGGGGCUGUAGCAGGCGGGUGGCCUCACCUCUGCCGUGUUCGUCCGUCAAUCCUGCAGGUCACAGCUGGUCACUCACCUCGCAGACUCACUCACUCACACACAGACACUCACUCAUCGGCUCACUCACUCAGCCACUAUACUGCAAGUCACAAUAACUCACAGAGUCACUCACACACGGACACUCACUCAUCGGCUCUCUCACUCAGCCACCAUACUGCAAUUCACAAUAACUCAGACUCACUCACUCACACACAGACACUCACUCAUCGGCUCACUCACUCAGCCACCAUACUGCAAGUCACAAUAACUCACAGAGUCACUCACUCACACACGGACACUCACUCAUCGGCUCACUCACUCAGCCACCAUACUGCAAGUCACAAUAACUCACAGAGUCACUCACUCACUCACACACGGACACUCACUCAUCGGCUCACUCACUCAGCCACCAUACUGCAAGUCACAAUAACUCACAGAGUCACUCACUCACUCACACACGGACACUCACUCAUCGGCUCACUCACUCAGCCACCAACCAUACUGCAAGUCACAAUAACUCACAGAGUCACUCACUCACCCACUCACCCCUUAGUUCUGCAACUGUGAUUACCAAAACAAAAAUGAAAGUACAGCAUCGCACGUGGUAUCAUCCCAGUAACACGUGCUCCAACUCUCACUAAGACUGCGUCCCCGAUGUCGCCGCUACGUGUGUGUGUGUUAGAGAGUCUUAGACCGCAGGGCGUGGACUCCCGCUGUAGCUACGUUACACUGUGGGUACAAAUAAAUGAAUAAACACAUUGUCCUGCGGAGGGAGCUGGUGGGAACGUUGGGUUGCUCGGUCAAUGGCCAGGGUCAACGGCGGCGUGGUGUAUUCCGCAAAUAUGGCCGACUGUGAGGGCGGGCACAAGCUGGCGUGAGUAGGUUAAACGUUGAGUUUUAUAAGGGCACCACGGGGUGACCAGCCCCUCCCCUCCCCACCCAGCUCCUCCCCACCCAGCCCCUCCCCACCCUCCCCACCCUCCCCUCCCCACCCAGCCCCUCCCCACCCAGCCCCUCCCCACCAUCCCCUCUCCACCCAGCCCCACCCUUCCCAUUUUUGGAUGCACGACGGACGGACGGACACAAUAAUCCCCUGUGGGCUGGUGGAACCAGGUGGUUCUUACCAGUAACAGUGGCGCUAUAACAACUAAUGAUGUCGCUGUUAAGGGCUGGACUGUGGUCUGUGCAGUGGCUGAUUUUUCUCAGGUACGUGCGCGUAUUUCCCGAUUUGUAACGCAGCGCUAACGUGGCGAAGGGCACGAGUUCGCGAGUGGCUGUUAUUCGUAUCGGCUGGGGUUUACUAUCAAUUACAGGGAUUCCUCUAACUUACGAGAAUUCGACUUACGAACUUUCAGAGAUACGAACAAAGCUGGUCCGUAUGUCCAGUUGCCUGUUCGGACCGAGAGCCGUAAGUGGUGGCAUCCACAUCUGAAGAACAUUAAAAACCGGUGGCAUCUACAUCUCCAGGAGAUUAUGGAACUUUUUAAAGCCAUUCCCCGUGUUUAGUGCACACCGUGUUGGAAAUCGACAGAAGUAAAGUUGGACUUACGAACACAUCGACUUACGGGCAGAACAUCUUGAACCUAACUAGUUCACAAAUAGAGGAGUCCCUAUACUGCUUAAUGCUUUGAAUUAAAGAUCAACCUGCUGAA
Molecule: messenger RNA, 3610 nt
Organism: Lethenteron reissneri (Far Eastern brook lamprey)
Lineage: Eukaryota; Metazoa; Chordata; Hyperoartia; Petromyzontiformes; Petromyzontidae
Product: beta-arrestin-1-like
Biological process (GO): signal transduction; G protein-coupled receptor internalization
Cellular component (GO): cytoplasm
Molecular function (GO): G protein-coupled receptor binding
Source: RefSeq, a predicted model, not a curated record